GGCGCAGAGGACCUGUUGCUGGGAUCCCGUGCAAGCGGCGCGAUGUGGCUCACGCUGGUGUUGCUAGCGGUCCUCCUGCUGGCUGGCUUUCUUAAAGUUUACCUGGGGCUGUUUCGAGGGCGCUCCCCGAACCCCUUCUCUGAGGACGUCAAGCGACCACCUGCUCCCCUCGUGACUGAUAAGGAGGCCAGGAAGAAGGUGCUCAAACAAGCUUUCUCAGUCAGCCAAGUGCCAGAGAAGCUUGAUGCGGUGGUGAUUGGCAGUGGCAUCGGGGGCCUGGCCGCAGCAGCGAUUCUGGCCAAAGCUGGCAAGCGAGUCCUGGUGCUGGAACAGCAUACCAAGGCAGGGGGCUGUUGUCACACCUUUGGAAAAAAUGGCCUUGAAUUUGACACGGGAAUCCAUUACAUUGGGCGCAUGAAGGAGGGCAGCCCUGGCCGGUUUAUCUUGGACCAGAUCACAGAAGGGCAGCUGGACUGGGCUUUGCUCUGCCCGCUGUUUGACAUGGUGGUGCUCGAAAGGCCCGAUGGCCGGAAGGAGUUCCCCAUGUACAGUGGGAGGAAAGCAUACAUUCAAGGCCUCAAGGAGAAGUUUCCCCAGGAAGAAGCAGUUAUUGACAAGUACAUGCAGCUGGUGCAGGCAGUAUCCAAUGGAGCCAGUCAGAUGAUCAUACUGAAGUUCCUCCCGCUGCCCGUGGUUCAGUUCCUGAACAGGUGUGGGCUGCUGACUCGCUUCUCUCCGUUCCUUCGCGCGUCCACACAGAGCCUGGCUGAGGUCCUGCAGCAGCUUGGGGCCUCUGCUGAGCUCCAGGCCGUGCUCAGCUACAUCUUCCCCACUUAUGGUGUGACCCCCAGCCACAGCGCCUUUGCCAUGCAUGCCCUGCUGGUUGACCACUACAUCCAAGGCUCCUAUUACCCCCGAGGGGGUUCCAGCGAGAUUGCCUUCCACACCAUCCCUGUGAUUGAGCGGGCUGGGGGUGCAGUCCUCACGAAGGCCACUGUGCAGAGUGUGCUGCUGGACUCAGCUGGCAAAGCCUGUGGUGUCAGUGUGGAGAAGGGAAAAGAGCUGGUGAACAUCUACUGCCCCGUGGUGAUCUCCGACGCCGGACUGUUGAACACCUACCAGCACUUGCUGCCGGAAAGCGCCCGCUGCCUGCCAGCCGUGAAGCAGCAGCUGGGGAUGGUGCGGCCUAGUAUGGGGAUGAUGUCCAUUUUCGUCUGCCUGCGUGGCACCAAGCAGGACUUGGGACUGCAGUCCACCAACUAUUAUGUUUAUUUCGACACGGACCCGGACAAAGCGAUGCAGCGCUACACCUCCCUGCCCAGGGAGAAGGCCGUGGAACACAUCCCGCUUCUCUUCAUCACCUUCCCGUCCACCAAGGACCCGACCUGGGAGGACCGCUUCCCAGAUCGGUCUACAAUGAUCGUGCUGUUGCCCAUGGCCUUUGAGUGGUUUGAAGAGUGGCAGGAGGAGCCGAAGGGAAAGCGGGGUGCCGACUAUGAGACACUCAAAAACUCCUUUAUCGAAGCCUGCAUGUCGGUGGCCGUGAAACUGUUCCCACAGCUGGAGGGGAAGGUGGACAGUGUGACCGCAGGGUCCCCAUUGACCAACCAGUUCUAUCUGGCUGCUCCUCGAGGUACAACCUAUGGGGCUGACCACGACCUGAGCCGCCUGCACCCUUAUACAGUGGCCUUGAUGAGGGCCCAGAGCCCCAUCCCCAACCUCUACCUGACAGGCCAGGACAUCUCCACCUGUGGCCUGCUCGGGGCUGUGCACGGGGCCCUGCUGUGCAGCAGUGCCAUCCUGAGGCGGAACUUGUACUCGGACCUCAAGGAUCUUGGCUCCAGGAUCCAAGCACAGAAGAAGAAGCAGCAGUAGUUUGGCCAGGGAUGACUCAGAGGAACUGGCACAUCCCUGACUCACCCAUAUGCCUUUCUGCAUUAAAUCUGCACACACGAA
Messenger RNA from Cavia porcellus (domestic guinea pig), 1956 nucleotides. It is a transcript of the gene Retsat, whose product is annotated as retinol saturase. Lineage: Eukaryota; Metazoa; Chordata; Mammalia; Rodentia; Caviidae. The record is from RefSeq and is a predicted model, not a curated record. The coding region runs from base 43 to 1875 and encodes 610 amino acids. The transcript is spliced from 11 exons. Gene Ontology annotation, cellular component: endoplasmic reticulum membrane. Gene Ontology annotation, biological process: retinol metabolic process. Gene Ontology annotation, molecular function: all-trans-retinol 13,14-reductase activity.